GGGGGCGCGGGGUGGGGAAGUUUGGUUAAAUUUGAAGUUGUAUGCAGAUUUUGUUAUUUUGCUGGAAUUCGAUAACUACUUAAGGAAAUGGUUCUGUUUGCGAGAUGGACUUAGGGUUUUGGACUAGAAUUGCUUCUUGAUGGAGUUUCUUUGGAGUUUUGAUGGUUCGGAAACGUUUCCGGAAUUUAUCUGGAGGAGAAAGAUAUCUACUUUUUUAGUGGUUAGAAAUUGUCCGAGUUAUUUGAGAUAAUAGUUUUAUCUAUCUAUCUAUCUAUCUUUUUAUCUAUAUAUUUAUUGGCUUCUAGGCUAAAGAUUAUGAAAUUUAUAAAUCUUUUGAUUCUAAGGGUUGCCGAUGAAGGGGAAAAUACAAGAAAUAUGUGUGGGAACAGUAUGUGUGCUAUUUUUUGACUUUUUUUGAGUUCCAGUCCAACAUCUUACGAGUUAUUUUUUAUUAGAAACAAAUUUCUAGUUACCGCAAGAAAGAAAAUUGGCUGUUAGAAGAAGAAUGCCUAUAUAUGUAUGUAUGUAUGCAUAUUACUUCUUGUUUUGUGUUGAUUGUUUAGCUGCUUGUACUUAAAUCCAUCAAAAUUUUCUGUUUCCCUAAUUGUUAUGUGUUUUUACAUGGCAUUUAUUUUGGAAGUAAGAAAAAGUGGGAGAAGUUUUGUUGGUGCGGUUGGGUGAUCUCUAGUUACUGGGGCAAUAUCAAAAUUUCUAGUUAUGUUGGAAUCUUUAAGCAUCAGAGGGGACUUUUUGAACCCAAACAAAGGUAAUCUAGGAGUUAAUUACAAACUGAACCAAAAUCCCUACACAAUGAGAUUGUAGCAGAAAUAUAAAUUCCGAUCAAGGCUACGAUGUAUUUAUGGCUAAGAGAUAGCCCAUAGUACAUAUGUUUAGGGGCUGUUUGCAUGCUGGGGAGCUGUUGUUUUAAAAACACAGAGGAUAUGGGGUGCUUUGAAGAGAUGGGAAGCCAAGUGACAAGUAAUCCCUACUUUCCAGGGAUAAGACUAAUCAUUUUUUGGGAGGAAUCUGAAAAAAUAGGGAUUAGCUGUUGCCAGUGGCUGCCACCUUCUCAAGCCAGACAUCUGAACAGACCCUUGGUCUUAUACAUAUUCCUAGAUAUAAGCUACUUAAAAUUCAUUAUGCCGAAAUCUACUUUUAAUCAAAAUUGACAUAAUAUUAUUGUUGAUUUGAGAUGUAAGAAGAAGAAAAAAAAAAUCAUGAGCAACAAUGAAAGGACAGAAGAAAAAGAGGGGAAUGGCAGAUGUUUUGGUUUCAAUGGUCGAAAAAGAUGAAACUUACAGGAGAAAAAUUCUGAGAGAAUGGGGAAGAAAAAAGAUGUAAAGAGAAAUUGAGAAAUGGAUGGAAGGAGUGCAUACCAUUCAGUCAGACAGCUGGAGAGAGGAGACCCUUUAUUGACAUGGAAUGAGUUGCUUACGUUAAGAACAGAGACUACUUGUGUGUUCAUAAGGAGAAAGACCUUAUUUUCUUAUAUCAGAGUAUUAUAAUGUACUUGCAUCUUAUUAUUAGGUUAUGCACAGCUUGGAAGAAAUUAAACUUAAGAAAAUAAUGAAAUCUUUACAUUAUGCUAGAUGGAAUGAUAGACAUUGUGUUCUAAUUAUGAAAUUAAUGAUGAAGCAUAUUAAACAUUUUAAAUUGACUUCUGAGUCAUCAAUUGAUAGGAGAAGUGGAUUUUGCAGUUCUGCUAAUAUGUUUGUUUGUUGUUCUUAAUUUUCCAAGUUUGGCAUGGUAGAUUAGACCCUUGAUUUGAUUCAUAGCAUCUCCAUGUGCUGUUUACAAUAUACGCACUUGAAAUUUAAGAUGUGUGUCAUUCUUAUUCUUCCAUGACUGUGACUGUGUUCUCAUUCUUCCAUGCAGAAAUCUCAUGAAUAACUGAUGCCCAUCCUUCUAGCAUGGACUCGCAUCAGCUUUUCAGAUGUGAAUUGACUGGUGCAGAUGCGUCCCGCAAAUUCCCUUCUCCAAGAACUCUAGCAUACAGUGAACGGGCAUCGGGUUCCAUUAAACUUGGUUUAGGCAACUCACCCAACUCUCCUCUUUCCAGCCAGUUCGAUUGCGAUACUUUGUCUAUACUAAGCAACAGCCAGGAGCAGUAUAGCUCCACAGAGACCAUCUCAGGGGUUAGCCCUUCUCAGUACUCGCCACUAGAAAUCAACAGCUCAUCCGAGCAAACCCACAUUCAUCCUGCAGAGAGUAUCCAGCCUCAGCUCACAAAGCAGCGAUCAAGGACUUGGAGCCAUGAGUCUCGCAUGGAACCACCUGCUGUCAUCCAGCCCCAGUACACUUCUGGCAGAUUUCCAAAAGCAAGCCAUGAAGUCCAUCCUGAGAAACGUCUGAGAGAGAUGAAGGAAUUUCCAGAGAGUGAUGUGAAACAGAUGUUGAUCAGAUGUGCUGAAGCUUUGUCCGAGGACAAGAUAAAUGAAUUUGAAAUGCUAGUCCAAGAAGCCCGUGCUUCUGUCUCCAUCAUUGGAGAACCUAUCCAGCGUCUGGGUGCUUACAUGCUAGAAGGCCUGGUGGCGAGGAAGGAGUCUUCUGGCACCAACAUCUACCGUGCCCUGAGGUGCCAGAAACCAGCAAGCAAGGAACUUCUUUCUUACAUGCGGAUCUUAUAUGACAUCUGCCCUUACUUCAAAUUUGGCUACAUGGCAGCCAAUGGAGCAAUUGCUGAAGCGCUGAGGCAUGAGGACAGAAUCCACAUUAUAGACUUUCAAAUUGCUCAAGGGACUCAGUGGGUCACCCUAAUACAAGCAUUAGCUGCUAGGCCUGGGGGUCCUCCACAUGUUCGGAUCACGGGGAUCGAUGAUGCAGAGUCAGAAUAUGCCCGAGGAGAUGGUUUGCAGCUUGUGGGGAAGAUGCUAUCUGAUAUGUCCAAGAAGUUCAACAUUCCUUUGGAGUUCAAUGGCCUUCCCGUCUUUGGGCCAGAUGUCACAAGAGAAAUGCUAGACAUUCGACCAGGUGAAGCGCUUGCCGUGAAUUUUACCCUUCAGCUCCACCACACCCCCGAUGAAAGCGUUGAUGUGAACAACCCCAGGGAUGGGUUGCUGAGGAUGGUGAAGGGGUUGUCACCAAAAGUGACUACUUUGGUGGAGCAGGAGUCCAACACCAACACAACCCCAUUCUUGAUGAGAUUCUUGGAGACAUUGGAUUACUACUACGCAAUGUUCGAAUCAAUUGAUGUGACGCUGCCAAGGGAUAGCAAACAGAGGAUAAAUGUGGAGCAGCACUGCCUGGCAAAGGACAUAGUUAAUAUCAUCGCAUGCGAAGGGAAGGAGAGGGUGGAGAGACAUGAGCUGCUCGGGAAGUGGAGAUCCAGGCUGACCAUGGCAGGAUUCAAGCCUCUCCCACUUAGCUCUUAUGUGAAUUCGGUGAUAAAGAGUCUGCUUGGAUGUUACUCUGAUAAGUAUACAUUGGUGGAGAAAGAUGGAGCAAUGUUAUUGGGUUGGAAGGAUAGAAACCUGAUCUCAGCCUCUGCAUGGCACUGAUUGCAGAACUUUAGGCAGAUGAGCUUAGGAAAACAGGUCAGCAAAUAACGGAUAUUCCCAUCAAGUUUUGUGUGAUCCUAAAGUGUUGUAUCUACGUAUUGCUGGGUCAUUUAUUUCGUUGUAUGUAUGUACAUUGGAAUGCUGCAUCUGAUGUUGUAGUCCUUGCAUAGGCCAGGACAGUCUUCUUAGAAGGAUGACUUUAGUUUUUUUCUGUUCUCUGUUCUUGUUUUUAUUUAUUUAAUUUUUUUGAACUAGGAUCUGGACAAGCCUGGUUGAUGAUUAAAGUGAGGCUACCAACUCAGCCCAGCCAAUUGGCAUCCUUUGCUUUGUUCA
Phoenix dactylifera (date palm) is the source of this 3830-nucleotide messenger RNA. The record is from RefSeq and is a predicted model, not a curated record. NCBI's taxonomy places the organism in Eukaryota, Viridiplantae, Streptophyta, Magnoliopsida, Arecales, Arecaceae.